Molecule: messenger RNA, 879 nt
Organism: Humulus lupulus (European hop)
Lineage: Eukaryota; Viridiplantae; Streptophyta; Magnoliopsida; Rosales; Cannabaceae
Product: SKP1-like protein 1B
Exons: 2
Coding region: 128-601 (157 amino acids)
Biological process (GO): SCF-dependent proteasomal ubiquitin-dependent protein catabolic process
Cellular component (GO): nucleus; cytoplasm
Molecular function (GO): cullin family protein binding
Source: RefSeq, a predicted model, not a curated record
UUAUAAAAAUCAAGUUUCGUGUUCAUCCACUCUCUCUCUCUCUCACUGUAAUCCCAAUCCAUAUCCCUAUUCUUCUCUCUUUCUCCGAAUCGAUCAGAGAGCGUCACAGCCCGAGAUCGCUUCAGCGAUGUCGACCGGCAGAAAGAUUACGUUGAAGAGCUCUGACGGUGAGACCUUCGAGGUCGAUGAGGCGGUGGCCUUGGAAUCGCAGACGAUCAAGCACAUGAUCGAGGACGAUUGCGCUGACAAUGGUAUUCCCCUUCCCAACGUCACCAGCAAGAUCUUGUCUAAGGUCAUCGAGUACUGCAAGAAACACGUUGAGGCUCCUAAGGCCGAGGACCGCGCCUCCUCCGUCGACGAUGAACUCAAGGCUUGGGACGCAGAUUUCGUCAAGGUUGACCAGGCCACUCUUUUCGAUCUCAUCUUGGCUGCAAACUAUUUGAACAUCAAGAGCUUGCUGGACCUGACUUGCCAGACGGUGGCGGACAUGAUCAAGGGCAAAACUCCCGAGGAGAUUCGCAAGACAUUCAACAUCAAGAAUGACUUUACACCAGAAGAAGAGGAGGAAGUUCGCAGGGAAAACCAAUGGGCAUUUGAGUAAAUCUCGUUUACAUCAAAUGAGCUACUCUGUUUUUGUGUUCAAGUGUUUUUUUUUCCUCUCUAUCUCUCUCUCUUUUUACUGUUUUUCAAUUGGAUGUCGAGGUUACUGAAUGCUAUUUCAAUCCAUUAUGGGAAAAGCCUCUUAGUCCUUAAAACUGUGGAAUUUCAUGUUCCUAUAAAUCUUCUUCCUCCCCCUCUCUAAAUUUAGAUACUGGGAUGAUCAUCAUGAUGUUAUCUUGAUCUCUUCAAGUAUAUGAAUGUGAUAAAUGAUGUUCUUUA